GUUGAUCACAAAGUAAAGUCCCCUCGAAAUGUUCACCAAAGCUCUGGUCCUUGUGCUCGUAGGCGUGGCCUUUGUCACGGCCACUCCGGUCAAACAGACGGAUGUCGAGAGCAAAGGCAUCCCCAAUGAGUACUUGGACAUCAUCAAUGAGCUGGACAUCGAGGACCAAGUAAAAUUCCAAGUACAGGCGCACGGCUUGAUAACAGCGAUCAUCCGAGAUAAGCUGAACCAGCUGGAGAGGAAGAUCGACGAAAUCGCGGAGAAGGCAAAGAUGGUCGUCGAGGAGCAAAAGGAGAUGUGGGAGGCUCGCAUCGAGGAGGCGAAGAAAAUCGGCCAGGAAAGGUACGAGCAGUUGUUGGAACGAGCCAGGGUGGCCAUCGGCCGGCUGGAGGAGGAGUUCAAGGCUAAAAUCGACGCCUUGCAGAUGAAGCUCAAGGAACUCAUCGACAAGCUCAGAAGGCUCGGUGGUAUACAGUAUUAUUGA
Messenger RNA from Copidosoma floridanum, 484 nucleotides. RefSeq lists its product as uncharacterized. The record is from RefSeq and is a predicted model, not a curated record. Lineage: Eukaryota; Metazoa; Arthropoda; Insecta; Hymenoptera; Encyrtidae.